AUGACAAGCACAACACCCACCUCGACGACGACGGAUGAGAAAUUACGAGUUUUCAUUCGUUUCAGACCACACGUUCUCGCAAUCGAUCCACCUACAGCCAACAAAGAUGAUGCCACAAAGUGUUGUGCUGCCUUUCACAAGUCAGGAAAGAAGCUCCUGUUGAAGUAUGGUGUUGAUCAACCCAAAGAAUUUCAAUUCGAUCGGGUUUUUAACAUGAACACAGCUCAGGGCGAAGUCUUUGAAGAAGCAGCCCGCCCGAUGAUCUCUACCUUCAUGUCUGGUCGAAAUGUUACCUUCUUGUCAUGGGGUGCACCACCCAAGUCAGGUAAAACUUUCACAAUAUUGGGCUCCGAAGCUGUGAAUGCUGGCUCAGUGAUCGAUUGGCAAGAGGAAAAGGACACUGAUGGUAUUCUGCCGAGAUUUGUUCGUGGAAUUUUCGAUGCUAUUGUGGAGAGUCCAGAAACACUUUCAUUCACAAUUAAAGUGAGUGUUUAUGAAGUAUGGAGUGGAAGUGGUAUCAUUUGUGAUUUGUUGAAUGAUAGUCAUGUUCAACAACAACACUCCGAAGAUUUCACUGGUCUCGAAUGUCUAUUGCAGGAGGAUACACAAGAAAUUGAAAUUAACGGACUCAUUGAACAAUUCGUGGAGGCUGAUGACGAGUUAUUAGACAUUUUGGCUUCAUCAAUUCAAAAACGAAAAAUUGAAAAAGUUAAAAAAGAUACAAAAUUUGCUUCCAACCUGUUUGUUGAAUUAACCGUGACACAAAAGGACAAUGAAAAGCAAAAAACCAUCUGUAGCAAAUUGACUUGUAUCGAUCUUGAAUCUCCCUUAAUUGAUAUUUCAGAAGAAGAGGCCGAAGAACUCGAAAAUGGACAUGCGACAUUUUCCGAUUUGUGCAACUUGAUGAAUGAUCCCAAAUCUCAAGAGGAUGACUCCCAGUUCUAUUCCUCGAGCUUAUCAGCUAUUCUAUAUUCUCGCUCUUUGCACAACUGUAUUGCUACCACCUUUAUAAAUUGCUCACCCGCCAUUCCUCAUGCAGCUCAAUUCACUCUGGGAGUUUUGGAAUUUGCGGACACAGCUUUGAAAAACCUUGUGGUACGAGGAGUGAAAACAGAGAACCUUUUACCAUUUGUGCCGGAUGACGCUGUUGUUGCAGGUACUGAUGGAGAUGUUGCUGUUUCAUCCAUCACAACGGAAAAAUUAAGUUUUCAUCCAGGUUUAGCUCCUGUUUCUGAUCUCACAAAGACCAUUGACUCUACUGCAGAACAAUUAAUUACUUCCGUUGCUACGGAUCUCAAAAAACUUCAAGACACAGAAAAGGAGUACUACCAACAAAAGCAACAAAUUAAGAAUUUGCAACAAAACUUGGAAGAAACAAACUCUCAAUAUAGAGCAUUACAAGAGGUCAAUUCCACACUGAAGGAUCAGAUCGAUCAGUUACAACUUCAACUUAGCAAGGUGAAAUCUUCUGAACAAGAACUCAAACAAAAAACAGCCGAGGAUGAAGAAAAGAUCAAGGAGCAAUUAGAAAAGCUUGAAAGUACCAGCAAAGCUCUCUCCGAAAAGCUGAGAGAAAUUGAAACCUUGACAGAACAGCAGAAAAAACUCGAGUCCGCUCAUGAAAAUUAUAAGACCACUAUUUCAAGCAAGUUGUUGUUACUGAGAAAGCAAAUCAAACGUGCCAAGACUGAAGUGAGAGAAAAAUUAACAGUAGAUGUGAAACAAUUUUGUGCAAACGCUCAAACUUCACUUUUUGAAACCAUGGGUCCUUCCAUGUUAGAAACCAUUAACACACAACUCAGUCUUAUCAAGAUUGAAAAUGAAAAGAAUAUUACUUUGCUGAACAAACAGCUCGAGGAAUCAAAGAAAGAAGUUUCCAAACUGAAGGAUGAAAUGAACAAGACCUUGGAAGAAAGAAAUGCUCUCAAACAAGAAAUUGACAAACAAAAACAAACAAUGAACGAAUUGUCACAAAGGAUUGCCGCUUUGGAGAAGCAAGAACAAGAAGCAAGUUCAAAGAUUUCCACUUAUCAAAAAGAAAAUGCUGAAUAUGAAAAAUCAAUUGAACAAAACAAAUUAGAAAUCUCUUACUUGAAAGAAAGUGUGAAACAAGAAAAGGCAAGUAGAGAAAAUACUUUCAAUGAGUUGGAAGUAGAGAAGAAACAAAAGUUAGAGCUCGAAAAGGAGGUAUCACAACUCAAAUCGAAUAUCGAGUCCUUAAAAUCGACCAUUUCAUCCAAGGAAGAAGAGCUUAAAACAUUGAUCAAGAGUGUUGACAGUGAAAAAGAGAAAUCUUCCAAAUUAGAUAGCUCUCUUUCACAAAAAGAACAAGAACUGACCAAUUUGAAAAAUGAAAAAUCCACUCUGGAAACCAAGCUCAAGGAACUCGAAAACCAAUUGCGUACCGAGAAAGAAAAGGCUGCAGACCUUGAAAAGAAAUUAUCAGCCACUCAAACUACCCUCUCUCAACAUAGAAAAACCAUUGAGGAUAAAUCAAAAGAGAUUCAAACUUUAAAUAACAAGAUUUCUGAGAACACUCUUCAAAUUGAGAAUUUACAAAAACAGAAUUCUGAUCUGAAAAAGGAAAUUGAAGAAAUCAAUUCACAACUUGGCCAGAAGAGAGAAGAAGUGAGCAAACUGAGAGAUCGUGCUGAAAAAGCUGAAAAGCAAAAUGAAAUUCUCAACAAUGACAAGGUAAAAUCUGAAAAUACCAUUGCUGAGAUCAGGUCCAGUCUUCAAGAGGCAGCCAAAAAAGAACUCGAGACCAAACAAAACAUGACCUCACUUCAGGAGCAAUUGAGUAAUUUACAAAAUAAGCUGAAAUCAAAAGAGGAAGAGGCUAAUCUACUUCAACAACAACUAGAUCAAUUGCAAGAAAAAUCAGUGGAGUCAUCAUCUGUAUUAGCUUCUCAAAAUUCAUCCAAUCUUCAAAGAAUCAAAGAACUAUCUUCUGAGAUUACUCAACUGCAAGAUGAAAAAUUGAAACAAAAGAAUCAAUUGCAAACAGAGAUUGAUUCACUUACACAAUCUGUUGAAAAGUUGAAUAAGGAAAAGGAAGCUCUUUCUGUGGAAAUUUCAAGCUUACGCUCUGAAUUGGAGAAGGAAUCUGCUGAAUUGGUAGAGUGGAAGAAAAAACACGAAAACGCCUUGUUGAAUUUAGAAAACGCUGAAAAAGCCAAAGACAAACUUGAAAGACAUUUCGAAUCUGAAAAAUCAACUCUCCAAAAACAACAUGCACAACAAGUUCAACAAUUACAAGAAGAGUACUCUCGAAAUAUUGAAGAUGAAAAGACAUCUUCCCAAAACAAGGUUGAAAAAUUGACUAAUGAACUGCAAGAAGUUGAAAAGAAGCUGAAAGAUUCUAAAAUCGAGUUGGAUCGUAUUACUACCGACUAUGAAAACAAACUCUCAUCUCUCCGUGAUGCCAAUCAAAAACUUGAGAAAGAGCUCUCCGAAAAAAGUACUGCCGUUCUUUCCAACAUGUCCAGUGUUGAGAGUAUCAAUCAGGAAAAUCAAGAUCUGUUGAAGAAGGUAGAAGCACUGCAAAAUGAUCUCAAGGAAAAGGAUUCACAGUAUCAACAACUUGUCAAAGAUCAUGAACGUGUGAAGAAAGAACUUGAAGAUGAGAAAAAUAAUUUGACCAGCCUGAAAUCAAAAUAUGAAGAAACUAAGAACGAUCUUAACCGAGCACGUUCUGAGUGUGAAGAUCAAAAAUCCAUUAUGGAGCUUUUAAAAUCUGCUCAAAAGACAGAAAUUGAAUCUCUUACAACUCGAUUGACAACUAAACAUGACAGUGAGAUCAAUCAACUCAAAGAAAGUCUCUCUGAGGAACAAAAUCAAGUCAAAAAUCUCAAAUCUUUGGUUGAAGAGAAAAAUUCAGAAGUGGAGAGAACGAGAACAGAAUUGGUUGAAUCACGAUCUAAGGUGGAUAAUUUGGAAAUAUCUCUAAAAGAAGAAAAGCAAAAAUCCAUUCUUUUGAUUCAACAAACAAAGAGUGAACUUGAAAUGGAGAAGAAUAAGGCAGUUGAGGAAGAACGUAAAUUAGUCACAGCUCGAUAUGAAAAUGAAAUAGUUGAAAAAAUUAAAGAAGUUACUGAAAAACAUUCUGUGGCUUUGAAAGAGCACGAGAGGAAACUACGAGAUGCUGAAAAUGAUCAUUUACAAGCCAUUGAUGAUUUGAAAGUCAAACAUCAAAGUGAAUUGGAAAAAGUACAACAAAAGCACAAACAAGAGCGACUUGAAUUACAAAAGGAAAUUAUGGAAUUGACUGACAAAUCCGAACAGAAAGAUAACACAAUUUCAGAUUUGGAAAAUCAAAUCUCUAACAUUCACUCACAAUAUGAAGACAAGAAAGCAGAGCUUGAAGGUGAACUCGAUACUAAAAUUGAUAUCAUCAAGAACCUAGAGAAGGAACUUGCUCAACUUAAGAAAAAGUGUGAAAAAUUGGAAGAAGAAAACAAGUCCAAAAAUCAAGCAGCAAAAGACAAGAUUUCUGAACUCAAUUCCACCAUUACCGAUCUCAAUAAUACGAUCACCUCUCUUAACGAAAAGAAUGACAUGUUAUUGAAACAAUUAUCACAACAGGCUGAACAAAUCCAACAACAAGAACAAGAACUCCUUUCUGCCAAACACAAACAAGAAGGAUUGCAAGCAGAGCUUAAGCAAGCAGAAGCUAAACAAGAAAGGUUAAAGGCGCAACAACAAGAGAAGCAACAUGAAAAGCCACAACCAACACCACCAACACCAGUCGUUCAAGAUGAUCAAUCUCAGCCAUCCUCUUACCAGGAAGAAACUCCACUACACGGUCAACAACAACCUGUCGCAACCACUAAAAAGGUUGUUCGUGUGGUUAGAAGAACAGUGGUCAUGUCCAAAGAAGGUCUACCACCAACUGAACAAUCUUCGCCAUCCAGUCCUACCUUGAACACAAGUGGUUCGAUCAUUGUGACCUCUCCUUCACUACAACCACAACAACAAACACCAAAAUCUACUUCCACCCCAGAGACUUCACAUUCCUCUUCAACUGUUGUUGAACAUUCUCCUUCAGAUGCAGUCACAACUUCCACAAGUGACGACACCUCCAAUAAUGACUAUUAUGAAGACAAUGAACCAAACUUGGAAAUUUUAGGACCUACCAAAUCUAAAAGUCGUUUCCCUGUCUUCUCUUCACAUUCGGGUGAUGUCAGCACCGAUAAAAAGAAACGUGCUUCUGUACGUUUGAGAACCACUUCAAUCGCUACUCUAUCGACACCAGUUCACCACUCGACAAAACAGCUCGAAACAGCGAAUGAUUACACCAGCGACUUUACUGCAUUUGCCAAUCCACUGUUUGAUAGCAAUGGAAGUGACAACUUGUCAUUUUCUUCGUCCUUAUUAAGCAGUUCUUCCACUACUGUUCGAACUUCAGUACGAGGAUCCACUCUCAUCAAUGUCAAACCAAAAACCACAAAUUCCUCAUCAUCCUCUCUCACAAGUAGUGGCAACAGUGGAAAUUUAUCAACAGCUGAUCGAGCAGAGAAAGCAAAAACAAAACAGGAUUUCUCGUGA
Molecule: messenger RNA, 5547 nt
Organism: Naegleria fowleri
Lineage: Eukaryota; Heterolobosea; Eutetramitea; Acrasida; Naegleriidae
Exons: 5
Coding region: 1-5547 (1848 amino acids)
Biological process (GO): microtubule-based movement
Molecular function (GO): microtubule motor activity; ATP binding; microtubule binding
Source: RefSeq, a predicted model, not a curated record